This is a messenger RNA of Eufriesea mexicana, 1953 nucleotides long. RefSeq names its product gamma-2-syntrophin. Lineage: Eukaryota; Metazoa; Arthropoda; Insecta; Hymenoptera; Apidae. The coding region runs from base 224 to 1384 and encodes 386 amino acids. The record is from RefSeq and is a predicted model, not a curated record. Gene Ontology annotation, molecular function: protein binding. The transcript is spliced from 5 exons.
CCGACCGAAGGCAUCCUCGUCGGAAGACAGAGCUUUCCACCGUGGCUCCCGCGUUCCACUCACGUGUGAUCCGCCCGUGCUUCAAAGCCGUGAACCACACGAGCUACGGACCGCGGCGAUUUUUCGAACGCGUCGCGGCCACGACAGGAAGUCUCGGCUACAUCGCCGCGUAGACGUCGCUGUUGGAACGCGUCGCGUGGCCGGACACGCGUCACCGCGAGAGAUGGUGUGCGAUUGCGCGCCGUCCGAGUGUUCCACGGAGCUUGGAGAGGACGCGUCCUUGAAGAGGGCCUUGGAGGAGCUGCUGAAGUGCAUGCUCAGAGUAUGGUGCAGAGAGGGUCAGGCCCUUACCAGGCUAGGCGCUACGACACAUGAGAGCGACAAGAGGGUGGUGGUGAAGCGAGAGGCCGGGGGUGAGUUCGGUUUCCGUAUUCACGGCUCGAAACCGGUGGUGGUGUCAGCGAUCGAGCCGGACACCCCGGCGGAGAGCUCGGGCCUGGAAGUCGGGGACAUCAUAAUGGCGGUGAACGGGAAGAGCGAGAUGGACGCGACUCAUUCGGAGGUGGUGAGGCUGGCGCACUCGGGCACCGACGUCCUUGAACUCGAGGUGGCGAGGACCUGCAACGUGCUGGCACCGCGAGUCGCCAGGCCAGGGACGAAAGAAGGCAGCGACGAGGCACCUAUCUGUUCCGGUUACCUGUGGCGGAAGUCCGCGACCUCGUCGAACACGGACAAGUGGGUGCGCAGGUGGUUCGCCCUGCGACGCGACAACUGCCUCUACUAUUACAAGACUGACGCGGACUCACAGCCAGUCGGGGCGGUGAUGCUGAUAAAAUAUGACGUGGAGCAAACCCCCGAGCUGAGGUUACACAGCUUCGCGAUCAAGAAACAGGGUGCACCAACGCUGAGACUCGCGGCAGACACCGAGGACGCGGGCGCUCGAUGGACAACGGUCAUCAAGGAAGCCAUUGAGAGAAACGACCAGGUUGACACCUGGCUGGAAGCGUCGCUGAGAAUGCGUGAAAUGGCGGCGUGCGCCAUUCACAGACCAGAUUGCUUUGGAUACCUGAGCAAGCAGCAGGAACAUGCGAAGAAAACGUCCUCUCCAACCGGUUGGUCCAGGCGAUAUUGCGUGCUAAAAGACGCCGCAUUGUAUUUCUACGACGACGCUAAUGCGGAGAAGGCGUUCGGUGUCGCCUGUCUUCAUGGCUUCAGGGUGCACAGCAGCGCGCCCACUUCCGGUGGCAGGAAACACGCGUUCGAGCUGCAGCCACCGGACCCCACGCAGAGGAGUUACAUCUUUGCCACGGAAUCUGAAAUGGACAAGAAACGAUGGCUGGCAGCGCUCGAAUAUUCGAUUGAUAGAUGGAUAAAGAUUGGUUGACAAAGGCCGACCUACCGUACAAAGAAGCAAAGAAGUCGAAGCAGCGAAGAUCCUUUGAGAUGUCCUUCGCCUCUUCCUGUUUCCGGUUCCUAACGAACAUUGUCGCAAAUCAGAAACUCAUCGAUCACUGUCGCCAUCAUCGCCUCGAUUGUCGUUCGCAAAUUCAUCGCGUGGAUCAUGUCGCAGAUACUCUUCAAAUUCGCGAUUCUUCAGAGAUCUUGAACCACUUCGUUAGCGUUACAACCAUUGUUUUCACUUUCAUUUGAGAAACCUCAUCGGGAUCAUCGACAGAAUACAUGAAUUAUUUAUUUCGAGGUCACUCGAGUAAUUAACUUAGGAUUAAUAUAACGUACUUUAAAAUCUGCCAUAUUUUUUGCUAUUAGAAAUAUUCUUUUCUAAUCGCAAAUUUCUUCGAACAUAAGUCAGUGUAAACGUGUUGCUGUUUAAUUACCGAACAACGUCGGAAACAUCGUGAAGAAUUCAUUCUUAAGCGCUCUUGACGACUUCGAUUUUCUACACAUUUCCGUGAAUUAUCCUUUAUUGUAUAAAUUUCAAUUAUUCUGCUGUGU